AUGUGGUGUCCCUAUAGCAGAAGAUUGACAAAAGGUUCCAAGAUGCAUUGCCUGAUAUUUCAAGCUUCUCUGUUUCCCUGUGCCACCCUUUGUUCAACACAAAGUGAAAAGGAGAAGCUUCAGGCUGAAUGGAACAACCUCAAGUUCAAGCUGGUAGAGUGGAAAAGUAAAGAUGAGUUCAAGACAGCAAGAACAACUACAACUCCAACUGAAUGGGUGCUGCAACGCCUGAUUACUAUGAAGGACACAUACUCCCAGUUCUACCCAAUGCUCUUCAGAAUUGCUGAAGUGUGCUCAACAAUGUCAGUUUCAAAUUCUUGGCCAGAAAGAGGAGUAGGCAAAUUAAGAAGUGUGAAGACUAUGGCAGGCCGUUUGUAACAAUAUUCAAUAAUUCUUUCAUUAAACCAUUCAACUGCAAUUCAACCGUUCAAUUCAACCCCAAUUCAACCCCAAUUCAACCAGUCAACACUCCCAUUCAACCAUUCAAGAAUCUGUUCAACUAUUCAACCCCUAAUUCAACUAUUCAACCCCAAUUCAACUAUUUGAUCCCAAUUCAACUAUUCAACCCCAAUUCAAUAUCUAAUCCCAAUUCAAUCAUUCAAUCCCGCAUUCAACCAUUGAAUCCUGCAUUCAGCCAUUCAACUGGCGGACUGGGUAACCUGGCACAAAAGAUGGACGAGCUGGAGCCUGAAAUCUAA
This is a messenger RNA of Pocillopora meandrina, 698 nucleotides long. NCBI's taxonomy places the organism in Eukaryota, Metazoa, Cnidaria, Anthozoa, Scleractinia, Pocilloporidae. The record is from the annotation of a GenBank genome assembly.